AUGGCCGCAUUGCACGUCCGGUAUCACAUCUGGACGCCGAAACGAGACCUAUUGCUACUCCGUAUGCGCGAAGGUCCCGGCGACUACACAUGGCAGGAGACGAGUGAUAAUCUAGGACCGAACUUCCGCAAGUCCGGCGCCAAGCACCGCUAUAUACGUUUGCAAAAGGGCAUUGUGGGCACUGACCCCUGGGACGAACGAAAGGAACGAGAGCUUCUCAGGCUACUAGCAGCCGGUUAUGACGAAAACACUAUACACAAUAAGAUGCGUUUGAACUUCCAUUUGAUCAGACGGCGCAUUGCCGCCAUCAAGGAAAAUGAAGAGCAAGCUGCUCUCCAGGUGAAGCAGCGACGAUUCCUAGACAAACCGCUUCGGUGGGGCGGCAGAGAGGACGAAGUCUUGCUGCGCCUUCACCUGGCUCUCAUGGAACCUACAGAUAUUCAGCUCUUAGGCUUAUUUGGCAAUCCUGCCCUCGACGUCGUCCGCGAACGUAUCGCUCUACAUAGCGAGCUUCCAACAAGAUCGGAACUUUACCACGGGCUUCUGGAAAUCUACAAUCGCCGUAGCGAAAAUAGCCGUGGCAGUUAUCAACGUGUCACCAGAUGGACGAUUGAAGAUGUCCUGAACGGGCAUUUCGAGUUUUUGACUCCCCUUCCCACAGCUGAAGAGCAAGCAGCCGAUGAGAGCAGAAGAAGAUGUCUGUAUGAGAAGCCGCAAGAAUGGACUAUUCAGGAGGAUGAAGUUUUGCUCCGCUUCUUCCUUGCUAAAAUGGAACCAUCAACCAUGGAUAGGAUGGGACUUUUCGGGAAACCUGGCCAAACUUUCAUUCGUGACCGUAUUGCGCGUCACUAUAUUGCUCCAACACCACUAUGCGCCACUCUUCAUCAUGAGUAUAAUGAUCCCGCUACUAAAUGGACAAGUCAGGAUGUUCUGCAUCUAAACUUUGACUUCAAGACUGAGUCAACAACGCCGAAUGAUCAAGACAAUGAAUCUUCAGCCGAGACAACGCUAAUGGACGACUCGCGGCUCCGUACGUGA
Molecule: messenger RNA, 1038 nt
Organism: Didymosphaeria variabile
Lineage: Eukaryota; Fungi; Ascomycota; Dothideomycetes; Pleosporales; Didymosphaeriaceae
Exons: 1
Coding region: 1-1038 (345 amino acids)
Source: RefSeq, a predicted model, not a curated record